Messenger RNA from Protopolystoma xenopodis, 840 nucleotides. The record is from the annotation of a GenBank genome assembly. NCBI's taxonomy places the organism in Eukaryota, Metazoa, Platyhelminthes, Monogenea, Polystomatidea, Polystomatidae.
AUGGAAGUCUGUGUGGCUCGAAUCUCCGGUCAGACUUAUGAAGGGAUGGCUCAGCCAAUUGCCACUCAUUUAGUGCCUAACGUUGACUGCGUGGACGAGCAAUUGUGGCCAAAUGAGUAUUUAUCAGAUGACAAAGUCUUACAAAUGGAGGAUGCAUCAAUAAAGAAAAAACAAAAAGAUCACUCCGAGCUUUGCAUUAAUGAGAGCCUAAAAUCCUCAAAAGCAAACCAGCUUCAGACGCAUGGAUCAAGACCUUCUCGGAUCCUAAUAAGUAGACGCCUCUCGAGUCUGUUAUGUCGUGGAACCGUGUUAGAAGUAUCGCCCAGAAACUCACAGUGUCUUCAAGACCAUUUUACUGAGAUACCCAAAGUUGAAACAGCCGUGUUAGAACAGAGAAUUGUGGAUGAAACUGAAGAUGUUAAGCAAAAAGAUCACACAUUUUACCAGGGCUGCAAAGAGCCUGAUAGAUAUCUGGCUCAACGGACUAUAAGCGGCUCCAUUAUGCACAAAGCAGUAAAUUCGUCUCAUUUUGCUGCUGCUGAUCAUCCAAAAGCAUCUAAGACUAGUUUCCAAAAAGCAAAACCAGGUCAAGCACAGAAACAAUUUAAUCCUCAUUUACAAGAGCAAACAAGGCAAAGCCAGGAGCAAAGAAACCUUAAGGAGUAUGACCACAUUCUGGUCGGAUGGGGAAAAAAUCCCAGCGAAGAUGGCUCAAUCCAAAGAGAUGGGGAGAAAUUUAUUAAAAGAGAAGAUCAGACUCAGUGCGAAUGCCCGAGCAAAGCCAACAUGGACCAUCGGCUUUUAUUCAAGAGCCCCUCUAAAUUGCUGGUAAGACUUUAA